Molecule: messenger RNA, 473 nt
Organism: Aphidius gifuensis
Lineage: Eukaryota; Metazoa; Arthropoda; Insecta; Hymenoptera; Braconidae
Product: U6 snRNA-associated Sm-like protein LSm8
Exons: 4
Coding region: 95-385 (96 amino acids)
Biological process (GO): mRNA splicing, via spliceosome
Cellular component (GO): precatalytic spliceosome; U6 snRNP; U4/U6 x U5 tri-snRNP complex
Molecular function (GO): RNA binding
Source: RefSeq, a predicted model, not a curated record
ACAAAAAAAAUAUACAACAAAUUGAGAUUAUUAAUUUUUUUAUUAAACAAAUUAAUUAUCUUUGUUUAUUUAUUUAUAAUAAAAAAUAACAAAAAUGGCAUCAGGACUUGAAAGUUACGUAAAUCAUACUGUAUCAAUAAUCACCUCUGAUGGUAGAAAUUUCAUAGGAACAUUAAAGGGUUUCGAUCAGACAAUUAAUUUGAUUCUUGAUGAAUCACAUGAAAGAGUUUACAGUAUGAAUCAAGGUGUUGAACAAGUUGUUCUAGGUUUACAUAUUAUUAGAGGUGAUAAUGUAGCAAUUGUCGGUGAACUUGAUGAUGAUAUAGAUUCAAGAAUUGAUUUAUCUUCAAUCAAAGCAGAUCCAUUAACAUCAGUAGCUCAUUAAAAUAUAAAUAAAUUUUUUAAUUAAAUAUACAAAAAUAAUAACAGUAAAUUAUAUUAAUUAAUUAAAUAAAUAAAAACAUUUUUAUUAA